AUGGAUAAUUUUUGUGUUUGUAAUAAAAAAGGAGAUUGUUACACGCCUGUUAAAAAUAAUACACCAACUUAUGUUGAAUUGGCGCCUUAUUGUGAUCCAUAUGAAGGUCCAAAUGUUUACAUGGAACUUUAUAAAGGUGAACUUAAUUUGGAAAGUGACAAAUCCAAAUUAUAUAAACAAAAAUUUAACGCCGGUCCUUUUGGUUGUAGCUCUGAAUAUAUGAAAAUUUCUGCGGUUAGCUGCAAUGGAUGUUCAAAAAUUGGCCAAGCAGUUCGAGAAAAGACAUGUAAAGGGGAUUAUGUUCCGAAUAAAUUGGAUGCACAAAAUAUUCGAGAUAUUUUAUUUGGCAUAAAAGGAACAACAGUUAAUCCAUAA
Messenger RNA from Meloidogyne enterolobii, 375 nucleotides. Lineage: Eukaryota; Metazoa; Nematoda; Chromadorea; Rhabditida; Meloidogynidae. The record is from the annotation of a GenBank genome assembly.